AUGCUUCUUCGGAUAUCAGCAAUAACGUUAUUACUACUUUAUGUAAACUCCAACCCGAUUGUUGAGACAGAACUCGGACGGAUAGAAGGAUUCUACCAUAAACUACUAAAUGGACAAGAUACCAAUGUAUUCCUCGGGAUUCCGUACGCCAAGCCGCCAGUCGGAGAGUUGAGAUUUGAGGUAAACAAGAGUAUAAACUUCCCAUUAAAACUCGAAUUUCAGCGUCCCGAGCCACACGAACCUUUCGCUCACACAAUUCGGGCCAAAAAAUAUUCAGCAGCCUGCCCAUCUCACGCUGAUAUGGAUGCGGUUGGGCCCGAAAACGAAGACUGUCUCACGUUGAACGUAAUGGCUCCGAAACCAGAGUUCGUCUCAAAACCUGAUGAAGGAUAUCCGUUGCUCUUUUGGCUUCAUCCCGGAGGAUACUGCAUUGGAUCGGCGAGUUGGUUCUCUUACGAAUCAAUCGCAGAAAACUUUGCUUCCAGAGGAAUCAUUGUCGUCACCAUCAAUUUCAGGCUGGGAUUUUUAGGCAAGCAAGUUUAGCUCGAGUAAUAAACCCGCAGUGGUAAACAUUAAACCCGUCUUUCAAUUCUAGGGUUUGCCGCCACCGGAGAUUCGGCACUCCCAGGAAAUAAUGGUCUCUUUGACCAAACGUUGGCUCUCAAAUGGGUUCAUGACAAUAUCAAGAACUUUGAUGGAAAUCCCAAAGCCAUUACCGUCUGGGGAUUGAGCGCUGGAGGUGCGAGUGCCGGCCAGCUAAGCGUUUCUCCGUACUCUCGACCCUUCGUCUCCAAAUCAAUUCAGAUGUCCGGAAGUUUCUUCGCUUCAUGGACAACGUCAAAUCAAGUCAUAAAUGAAACAAGAAAGUUGAUGCAAGCGGUCGGAUGCGAACGAUCAAAUUCCCAACAAGCGAAGAAAUGUUUGCGACGGAAGAGUUUGAAACAGUUGGUGGAUGCGAUACAUCACCUUGGCUACAAUCGGAAAACACUGAAUUUGGCGUUGUAUCAACCCAGAUUGGAUGGAGACUUCUUCCCGAAGGACUACCCGGAAUUACUAAAGGAAAGCAAAGUUCCAACUUUUAUUGGCUCGGCGAACGACGAAGGCGUUCUUCUUGGUAAGAAACAAUGUCAUAUACCCUUCUAAAACCGUGUUUUCAAAUUAAAAACUAUCUUUUUAGGAGUCUUCAACGUUCUAAAAUCAAUAAAUGGACUUGGCCUCACUCCGGAAGAAAUAUCAAGCCUGACAAUAAAAGAGGUCAAGAAACGGAUUCGAGAAAACAUCUUCCCUGUAAACGAAUAUGGCCGAAGAGCCCCGCAAAUUCAAGACAGAGUCAUCGAUUACUAUCUAAAAGACCUAGAAGAUCCCAUGGAUCCAAUCAAAGUCACCGAGAUCUAUGCCAGAAUCCAAACUCACUUGCAAUUCUUCGUCCCCAUGCUAUACGAACUAAAAGAGCGAUCAAUGUUGGACACUCCAGUUUAUGUUUAUCAUAACAGUUACUACGCCGAACAUCAUUUUCCAGAAGGAACGCCAAUCAAAGCAGCUGUUCAUGCCGCCGAAUUGAAGACCAUGUUCGACUUCCCUAUUCCGGAUGAUUAUGAGCAUACAUACUUUGGAGGACAUUGCACAUAGAGAUCGGCUGUUGGGAGCUAUCGAAAACUUUGUUAAAACUGGGUAAGCCAAAGGUCGAAGCCAUGCAAUUUCUAUCUAUGACUCACAGGAUUUUAAUUAGCAAUCUUCAAAAAAAAAAACAACCAAAAUUCUUGGUUGAAACAGAUCAAUCUCAGCUUCCUUCGCAAAAUCGAAUAAUUCAAACAGAUUCUGACCAUUUCUGCCUUCCUAAUUAAAAAUCAAAAUAGCCUUCUACUUUCAGAAAUCCCUCGCUUCCUGACGUCGACUGGCCGCGGAUCACCAAAGACUCUCCAUUCCGACAUGUCCAUCUCGAGAAUAAAGCUGUUGUCCGCGAAACGUACGACGAGGAUCUCCUCAGAUUCUGGCUGAAAAUGAGAGAAGACUUCGGAGACAUCGUCGUUCGAAACAUUCACUUUGGAAAUUAUGUUGAUGAAUACGAAAAGUGCGAGCUGUAA
Molecule: messenger RNA, 2084 nt
Organism: Bursaphelenchus xylophilus (pine wood nematode)
Lineage: Eukaryota; Metazoa; Nematoda; Chromadorea; Rhabditida; Aphelenchoididae
Source: the annotation of a GenBank genome assembly